GCCACCCAGGACGCGCCCUCCGCAGAUGUGCAGGCGGCGCGCGCCAAGCUCAGGGCGCGGAUGGGAGAGAACACCCGGACAGGCGGCGCGGGCACGGCCAGGCGGACGAAGAUGACGAAGCACCAGUCCCAUGGCGCGGACGACAAGCAGCUUCAGGCACAGCUCAAGCGCCUGGGCGUGAACAGCAUCCCAGGCAUCGAGGAGGUGAACAUGUUCAAGGAGGACGGCUCCGUGAUCCACUUCUCGGCGCCGAAGGUGCAGGCCUCCGUUCAGGCGAACACAUACGUCGUCACCGGGCACGCGGAGAACAAGAGGCUCGAGGAGCUCCUGCCCGGCAUCAUCAACCAGCUCGGCCCCGACAAUCUGGUGAACUUGAAGCGCCUCGCGGAGGGGUACGCCGCGGCGGGGGCCGCUGGGGGCGCGAAGGCCGCCGGCGACGACGAGGACAUCCCGGACAUCGGCGAGAACUUCGAGGACGUCAGCAAGAAGUGA
This is a messenger RNA of Prorocentrum cordatum, 492 nucleotides long. The record is from the annotation of a GenBank genome assembly. NCBI's taxonomy places the organism in Eukaryota, Dinophyceae, Prorocentrales, Prorocentraceae.